Lodderomyces parapsilosis is the source of this 1413-nucleotide messenger RNA. RefSeq names its product cleavage polyadenylation factor subunit. NCBI's taxonomy places the organism in Eukaryota, Fungi, Ascomycota, Pichiomycetes, Serinales, Debaryomycetaceae. Gene Ontology annotation, molecular function: polynucleotide 5'-hydroxyl-kinase activity. The record is from RefSeq and is a predicted model, not a curated record. The transcript has a single exon. Gene Ontology annotation, cellular component: mRNA cleavage factor complex; nucleus. Gene Ontology annotation, biological process: tRNA splicing, via endonucleolytic cleavage and ligation. The coding region runs from base 1 to 1413 and encodes 470 amino acids.
AUGUCAAUUCCCGGGUUGGGUUCAGAAGCAACCUACGAAGAUAGCCUAAAAUUAAUAUCAAUCCCUCAAGGCUCUGAAUGGAGAAUUGAAGUCCCGUUUAAACAAAUUCUCAAAUUCAAGGUUACUGAAGGUAUCUUGGAAAUUAACGGCACUGAAUUACCAAACAAUGUUGAAUUGCAAUUAACAGGCACAAAAUGUAGCAUCUAUUCACCAAAGCAACAAUCCAAGAUUGAAUACAACUUGGUACAAAACCAUGACAUGUCAAUGUGUGAAGAUGAUGAGUUCACGGAGUAUACAAGCAAUGAAACAAAUAUGGAAUCAGUAUUGAACUUGCACAUGUAUAUCGAGUCCAAACGACAAAUUGCAAGUGACCACAAUGUAUCCAACGAAGAACCAACUUUGGGACCUCGAGUUUUGAUCUUGGGUGGGAAACAACUGGGCAAGACGUCGCUUGCUAAGACUUUAGUCUCCUAUGCUGUCAAGAUGAAUCAAUAUCCAAUUCUUGUCAAUUUGAAUCCACAAGAUGGGGUGUUUGCCUUGCCCGGUUCGAUAUCAGCCACUGUUAUAAAUGACUCACUAGAUGUUGAGUGUUGCAAUGGAUACGGACUUACAACUACAACAACUGGAGGCAACGCUUCUUCAUCAAAGCAACCAAUUGUGAAAAACUAUGGCUUUACAGCAAUCAAACAAAAUUUAGAUCUAUACAAGUACCAGAUUGAACAGCUUGGAAUCACGGUGCUAUCGCGAUUAGAACAAGAUCUUCAGUGUAGAGAUAGUGGUGUUGUUGUUGAUACCCCAGCACUUGGCAUCAAAGAUUUCGAAGUCAUUGAAGCUAUAGUAGGUGAUUUUAGAAUCGACAUCAUUGUUGUCUUGGGCAAUGAAAAGCUAACAAUUGAUUUGAAGAAAAAAUUGCUGCAUAAAUCCAAUUUGCAAAUCGUCAAGCUAAACAAACUGCCGGGAGUAGUUGAAGUCAGUGACAAGUUUAUUCGAAUGAGUCAAGAAUCAACUAUAAGAGAAUAUUUCAAUGGAAACUUCAAGACUAGAUUAUCCCCCUUCAAAACUGAUAUUGAUGCUACGGGCUUACAAAUUUACAAAGCAGUACAAGAUUCCGUGUCGUUGUCGUUUUUACCAGCUGGUGAGGAUUUUGAACGCGAUGACGACAAAGACAAUGAUUUGAACAAGUAUUAUCUGGCUAUGGAUCCAAGUCCAUCCAAUGUCGAUAAUUCAAUAAUCGUAGUGACUCAUCUACAACUGUCGACCCCAGGCAAAGAUUUACUAAACUCAUCGGUGUUGGGUUACAUACACGUGUCCAAAUACGAUGAAGAAAAAAAGAAAUUAAAAGUAUUACUUCCGUUCCCCGGGGUAUUUCCAAGAAAUGUCUUGAUUUCUACAGAUAUAGGGUAUAAUGAGUAA